This is a messenger RNA of Cyclopterus lumpus (lumpfish), 5096 nucleotides long. RefSeq names its product nucleus accumbens-associated protein 2. Gene Ontology annotation, molecular function: protein binding; RNA polymerase II cis-regulatory region sequence-specific DNA binding; DNA-binding transcription factor activity, RNA polymerase II-specific. The coding region runs from base 512 to 2320 and encodes 602 amino acids. The record is from RefSeq and is a predicted model, not a curated record. The transcript is spliced from 7 exons. NCBI's taxonomy places the organism in Eukaryota, Metazoa, Chordata, Actinopteri, Perciformes, Cyclopteridae. Gene Ontology annotation, biological process: regulation of transcription by RNA polymerase II.
GAGGGGAGAGAAACACAGAGAGAGAGAGAGAUAAUGACAGGGAAGCAGAGGGAGGCUUUGAGACAGCGCAAGGACAGACAGUGAGCAAAGAGAAUGGGGCUUUGGAGGAUAUAGAGAUAGAGGAUAGGCCGGGGAAGACAGACAGAGGAAAAGUCAGUCAGACAGCAGGGAGAGAAUUAUCUUCAAGACAGUGGGAAUGACACUUUAAGAGAAAGAGAGUCGACCAGACGGAGUACAUCAGAGUGCACGCCUUCCAUCUCUAACUACUCCUCUUCUGUCCCGGUCCCGGCUGCUGCUGGUGUGUUAGCGAGUGCCGAGGCUCCAUGGUGUGUUUUAACCAGAAGACUGGCUUACACAGGUCAGAACUGUCUGGGAUAACAGUGAGCGCUUUUCUCUGCAUUUGUGCAUGUGUGGGAGAGUGUCGUGUGCUGGUUUCCCCAGAUGCCUCUCUCAGUGGCGGAGUCUGCAGUAAAUAUCUGAAACCCUGCCUUCCUCUUCGUCUGUGGCCAACAUGUCCCAGCUGCUCCACGUGGAGAUCCCAAACUUUGGAGCCACAGUUCUGGGCUCCCUUAAUGAGCAGCGCCUGCUGGGACACUACUGCGAUGUAUCCAUCCUGGUCAAAGGUCAGGCUUUCAAAGCCCACCGGGCCGUUUUGGCUGCCAGCAGCCUCUACUUCCGUGACCUCUUCAGCAGCUCCACCAAGAGCCAGUUUGAGUUGCCCUCCUCAGUCACACCUGCUUGCUUCGAGCAGAUCCUCACUUUCUGCUAUACAGGGAAGCUAACAAUGGCAGCUAGUGAACAGCUCGUAGUCAUGUACACAGCUGGCUACCUCCAAAUUCAGCAUAUAGUCGAAAGAGGCAUGGACCUAAUGUUCAAGGCAAGCUCGCCUCACUGUGACUCGCAAACAGCUGGGUCUUUAGAGGAAACCGGAUCCGAGCCGCAGAGUCCUUGUAACAACGGAAACGGGCUAGCGGUGGCUGCCCUUUUGGGAACCACGGGCUGGUCUCCAUCCCUACUCAUGGCGCAGCGUAAGAUUAAACUAGAAGGGGGUGAGCCGACGCCGCUGACGACGUCUUUGGCGCAGAGCAAGAUUUCGUCUUCGGAGUUGGGGAGUCGGCUGGCAAGGGCCAGUUCACUGUUCUACACGACGGCUGGUGGGACCGCCAUCCAUGGUUUGCCAUCUUACCACCUUCAAGGGGCCGGUGGGGGAGGAACAGGAGGAGGAGGAGGAGGAGGAGGAGGAGGAGGAGUUGAAAGGUCAAGUCCUGGAGCGUCCAGCCUGCCAACCACUGACAGUCCUACAUCCUACCAGAAUGAGGAUGAAGAGUUUGAGGAAGAGCCCUAUGAUGGGAUCACAGAGGAUUCCUACAGUCAUCUCUAUGGGCGUUCAGCUAACCCCUACGGGAUCCAGGACAAGCCAGAGAUGGCAGCGAUGCCCUUGGCCUUGGAGAGCCGCAACUGUGUGCUGAUCCGCAGGGACCUGGUGGCGCUGCCCGCGAGCCUCAUCAGCCAGAUAGGCUACCGCUGCCACCCUAAGCUCUACACUGAAGGGGACCCCGGGGAGAAGCUGGAGUUAGUAGCUGGUACGCAGGUGUUCAUGACUCGAGGACAGCUAAUGAAUUGUCAUCUAUGUGCUGGCAUCAAACACAAAGUCUUGCUUCGCCGUCUGCUAGCCACGUUCUUCGAUAGAAACACUUUAGCCAACAGCUGUGGGACGGGUAUCCGCUCCUCGACCAGUGACCCCAGUAGGAAACCCCUGGACAGCAGGGUCCUCAACGCUGUCAAACUCUACUGUCAAAAUUUCAACCCCAACUUCAAGGAGAGUGAAAUGAAUGUGAUUGCUGCUGACAUGUGCACAAAUGCAAGGCGCGUCCGCAAGCGAUGGCUGCCUAAGAUCAAGUCGAUGCUGCCUGAUGGCAUGGAGGUGUACCGCGCAGGAAUGGGCAUGGGUGCUGCUGUGGGUCUGGGCCUGGCACUGGCUGCCCCUCAACCAGGGGUAGCCCUCCCCUUCGAGCCUGACUUCAAGGCCCUAGACCAACGGUUGUAUCCAGAUCGCAAGGACCCUCUCAGGACUCACCCACCAAUGGCAGACAGCAGCCCCGGGUGUGGGGCAGCCGGAGCUGAGGCUGAAGGUGAAGGCGAGGGAGUCGUCCAGGAGGACCAGGAGGAAGAUGAGGAGGAUGCCGGCUUAGAAGGUGCAGACGGAUCACUGGGGGCGCCAACUUCGAUCCCAGGAGCUGAGGCAGGCAAUUGUGGCGACACGCCGCCCGAGCAGGAAGUGGAAACUUUUGGACAAGGUCUGAGGGUGAACGGACAGUGAAUGUCCCUUUUUGGGCUGCCUCUCUCGUUGUGAAAUCUGUUUAACAUCGCAUUUUCUUUGGCUUGCUCUCCUACUCUUAACAUCUCGUCCACCGCUCUUUCUUCUCCUCUGUGCUUCCUCAACGGGAAUUAUUCGGCACAAAAAGCUGCGCUCGUAAAUCUUACUGUACAGGAAUUUGUCACACAUGCAUGCGCACCCGUGUGCUCAUGUCCACGCAUACUUACUGAUAUACUUACUGAUAGUGGAAGUAGAUCAUUCAUAGAAGUAGACACAGGCAUGGCAUAGCGCAUUAGGAUAAUCAACUUUUCCUACUCCACCCUUUUCUUAGUAUAUUCGGUAUUUACUCGGUAUUUACUCAGUGUUUGGGCACCUGCAGCAACAUUACAAAGGCCUGAUAGCUGAAGAAAUGGCUGGAAUGAUUUAUAAGCAACAGCUGCUUUGCUGGCAGUUUAUGAAUUGUGGUAUGGUUCAUAAAAGUAAUCUGUUUUCUUGAAAAACCACAUCUGAAAAUAAACCGAGUAAUUUCUGCAAAAAACGAUGCUCUUUUUAAAAAAAGUGGCUUAUUUGUUGUAUGAUAAAUAUUUAAGAAUAUAUAACAAAGACUCUAUCGUAAUUAAAGGUCAUUUACUGCAUGACCAUCAUUAAACGGAAGAAUUUUCCUUUUGUGUUAAAACGCAAUGUCAUAUUUUAGGAUUAAGACACAGAAAAAUUUUUCUGUGAAAGACUUCCAGACAAUCCAACAAAUAAUCUAUUGCAUGGAGUUGGGUUUUCAUGCAUAUCUGUAUUGGAUUAGAUUGUCAAUGUGAUGCCUGUGUCUGCUCCCGACCGCCCCUCCCUCCCAACCAACCACGCACACACACACACAAAUCCACACACACAUGCGCACAUUUCUCACCUUAUGAUACUUAGCCUUCAAUAUCUGCAUCAAAGCAUAAAAAAAAUACACUGCCCAAAAAAAAAGGAAAAAAAUGAACUGUGCUUUUUAACUUUGAAAAGAAAAGAAAAUGUCCUUUUUGAUUCCAUCAAUUCUGUCUUGGAGAUAAAGAGAGAGACACGGACAAAAACAUGCACUAAAAACCAAGCUUGCAUGCAUGAAUACAAACAAUGGAUACAGAGAAUUAUUGUAAACCACAACAAAGCCACAAACCUGCAUCUAAAUAAGCAAACGGCUACGGUUGCCUCCAGAUAUGCCAUUUAAGGACUUCUUUCCCAUUUCUCACUGGGAUCUGAACUCAGUCUGACACGUGUUAGAACUGACCAGGGUGUGACGCGGGAUCAACUGUGCUUGUCACAAUACCGAUUGGAUUUUCUUUUCUAACCACGGGGCGUGCCGUCACCGCGGGUAGAGGAGAUUGAAUAUGAGGAGGAGGAGGAGGAGGAGGAAGCGCACUACACUGAGUGGUAGAAGAGAGAAGCACUGUUUCACCUUGAUGUGGUGAUGUGAUUGGCACCGAGACUACAUAGUCCUGCUUCCAUCCUGUUUUUGUUUUAAUUGUUUUCCUGGAGGGGAAAGGGGGGGGUAAAUUAUUGAAUAAAUCUCAUAAGAGCAAUUUCUGCUGGCUUAUUGCAUUUGCACUCAAACAAAAAAAAGGUUUAAUGGUGGGAAACUAAGGAGUUUGGCAAAAUGUGACUGUACUAAAGACUGAAAAUGUCCUCCACAUCACCCUGAUUGUUUGUUUGAGGAGAAGAUUGUGGGUUUGUAAAGAGAAAACUGGUCUUUCGAAGAUAAGUUUCUGUAUUUCCGAAGGGGGGCGGAGUGAAGCAAUGUCGAGCAGGGACAAAAACCUGUAUGUGUCAUACCCAUUUUCUUUUUUUUAAAUAUCUGUUCUGCUGUUCAUGCUUUCUGCCACGCAUAUAGGGACAUAGUCCAAACAACCUUGCUUUGUGUAUUGAUUUUAAGAGUUACACUGUUGUAUGUUUUUCUUUUCUUUUUGUUCUUUGUUUUCUGUGUCGAAGCAAAUUUAAUCACAAGGUCAGACCCUCAAAUUUAGUGAACCCCCAAAGUUAUUGGCAAAAUUCCUAAUACUUUUCCACUGUAAAAAUUGAUAGCAUAAGCUAACAACCAAGCAAAAAAUACAGUGUGUGUCCCAAAUAUUUGAUCUGUUUGUUUAUGCUUUAGUGCUGUGCCACCUCGAAGGUUGUAUUUACGUGUCUUGUGUCGGAUUCUUUAGGAUGGCCCUGCACAAGAAACGCAGAGUUAUAAUUGCACUAGGUAAUAAUAAUAUUAACGUUUACAGUAUCUGUCUUAUUUUUAUUUUGGAGGCAAUGCGAUCUACCAUAGAUGAAACAGGGCUGUGAUGGAAUGACCGAGAUGAUGAAUGAAUGUAAACUGACGCACUGCUAUGGGGGAGGGGUCCAAGCCGUGGUUGAAUAUGGUCAAAUACACAUAGUUCUUUUUUUCUUUUUUUUUUUACAUGACUCACUUUUUCCUCAAUUGCAUGAAGCCGGGUUAUGUUUAAGCUGAAAGCUUUAGUGAUUUUUAAACUGGUCUUCCAAGGUAGUGAACAGCAGGGAGUAUUUCCCUAAUAUAUAGAAAACUUAGUGAGGCUUUUAUUACUCUAUGGUUUAUUCUGUUUUAUUCCAACAAGCUCCUCAUUUGUUUUAGAUAUUUUGACAAUUGUAUGUCUCUAAUGUUAAAAUGACUGUUCACAAAUCUGUACAGACUUUAAGAUUUAACAAAUAAUAUCUUUAUCUUGUUUUUUAUUUUUUGAGCUUCAGUUCCUAAUGUUGCUCUUAUAAUAAAAAUAAAGAUAUUCUGUUUAUUGGAACCACUAAA